Molecule: messenger RNA, 975 nt
Organism: Syzygium oleosum
Lineage: Eukaryota; Viridiplantae; Streptophyta; Magnoliopsida; Myrtales; Myrtaceae
Exons: 2
Coding region: 195-758 (187 amino acids)
Source: RefSeq, a predicted model, not a curated record
CCCUGCUCAUCCUUUGCAAACUUUGACCGCAUUCAAUUGAAGAGUGUCAAAAAGGGUAGCUACGUAAAAAUGUCAACUGCACCUUGUAAAUCUUCAUCUUCAUUGCACGAAACACGCGAUGGAGAUUGAAGAACAAACCCCAUGAAUAAAUAUGAGGUACUUAGCUUUGGAGCUUCGACCGCGAUCUUGCGACGAUGACCAUCUUCUUCAUCUUCUUCUUCCUCGUUAUCUCCGACGGAGCUGCUUCGAUGGAGGGCUUGCCUCUCGAGUUCUCGAGCCGAGACGAGCUGGUGGAAAUGGCGGGAUACGGCGAGAAGAAGGUGUCGACCGUCUUGGUCGCCGGCUCGGUUUCAUGCGAGGGUCGCUUUCUCGGCGAUGCUCGUCAUCAGCUUCAUGCUUGGCCAGUCUCCGGUGCUUUAGUUGGUGUGAAAUGUCGUACAAGCAAGAACGAGAUCAGUUUGGCUUGGACUCGAGGCAUCGCCGAUGAAUUUGGCGACUUCACCAUCGAUCUCCCUUCCCACCUCCACGCCAUUCCGGACCUGCCCAAGGAAUGCUCGGUUGAACUCCUCCGAGUCCCGAGAAGCUCGCUCUGUCGGCCGGCUCGCGGCCAUAGACGCAAGAGGUUGAGAUUAGCUUCGGUCCGGGACGGGGUUCGCAGUUACGAGGUGGGAAAUAUAAGGCUCAUGCUCAUGCAGUCCUCAAGGCUUGCAAUGGAAUAUAGAAGCAACAAUAAGAGGGUCAUGAAUAGAAAUCUAUAGCUAGUUGAUCAUUCAAAAAGGACAGUUCCGUCCGCAGAAUAUAAUUCGAUACAUAUUGAAUGACGAUUAUUUUGAAGGCAAGGCAAGAGCAUGUUGGCGAUUUGCAUGGUCUUGGGCAAGUUGUACUUGUUCAGAUGAUUUUCUGAAGGUGUAUAUUUUAAUCAGUAGCUGGAUGAUGUUGUGUAAAUUCGAUAUUUAAAUAAUUUUUUUAAUUCAA